ACUUUUUUGAGGAAAGGAGGGAGUAUUCCUCACCGUGGCUCUCCGCGUCUCACAGUUUGACACGUAUGAGGUCUACACAGAGGAUCUCUCUCCAGAAAACGCCCCCAAUUUAGCUUAAAUAGGGUUUUUAGUGGAGCUUCAAUUCCAAAACACCACCUCCUAAUUUCCGCCGCUCCUAUCCCGAUUCCCAGAAAACAGAAGGCAAAAUGGCUCGCCGUAGUUCCGGUGGAAGAUCUUCUCGCCCAGCCCCGCGUCCAGCUGCUCGUAGCCCACCUCCUCAAAAAGUGAAUAGUGCUCCUCCUCCAGCUCCAGUCCAAGGUGGUUCCGGUGGAUCCAUGCUUGGAAGCAUUGGUUCAACCAUAGCUCAAGGGAUGGCAUUUGGUACUGGAAGUGCAAUGGCACAUAGGGCUGUUGAUGCGGUUAUGGGUCCACGGACGAUUCAGCAUGAAACAGUUGCAUCUGAAGCUGCAGCAGCUCCAGCUCCUAGUGCCAGCAUGGGUGGAUCUGAAGCCUGUGGUGUGCACUCUAAGGCAUUCCAGGAUUGCUUGAAUAGCUAUGGAAGUGACAUCACCAAGUGCCAGUUCUACAUGGAUAUGCUGGCUGAAUGCCGUAGAAAUUCAGGUUCUAUGAUAUGAUCUCCUAAGUCCGCUGCCCUGCAUUCGCUUCAUCCACUCAUUUGAAACUAUUGUUAUUGGAAUAUAACUAAGGAUUCCUAUCAUUGUAUACUGUUGUUUUUACACACCAUUUAAAGUGGUGGUCUGCAGACUUUGGGCUCCUAGCACUUUGUUACCCAAUUUGCAUGGUGUUCAUUGGGAAAUAAAGAUCUUUUAAACAUGUGGUUGAAUA
Messenger RNA from Salvia miltiorrhiza (redroot sage), 846 nucleotides. RefSeq lists its product as uncharacterized. The coding region runs from base 207 to 635 and encodes 142 amino acids. The record is from RefSeq and is a predicted model, not a curated record. Gene Ontology annotation, biological process: mitochondrion organization. The transcript is spliced from 5 exons. Gene Ontology annotation, cellular component: nucleus; mitochondrion. Lineage: Eukaryota; Viridiplantae; Streptophyta; Magnoliopsida; Lamiales; Lamiaceae.